AUGAAGAUUCUGAGUGGAUUCCAUAAUGAAAGAGCAAUGGCCGCUCCAAACAGUUACGGAGGACGCUGUGAGCUGGUCCUGCUGUGUGCGCUCCUGGGCAUGCUGUGGGAGAUGGGGACGGGACAGAUUCACUAUUCCGUGCCAGAAGAGAGCGACAAAGGAUCCUUCGUGGGAAACAUCUCCAAGGACCUGGGGCUGGAGUCACAAGAACUGGCAAAGCACGGAGUCCGCAUCGUCUCCAGAGGUAGGACGCAGCUUUUUGCUCUAAACCAGCGAGGUGGCAGCUUGGUCACCGCAGGCAGAAUAGACCGGGAGGAGCUCUGCGCUCAGAGCACUCGGUGUCUUGUAAAUAUCAACAUCCUGAUUGAGGAUAGAGGAAAACUUUUUGGGAUAGAAAUAGAAAUCACUGAUAUCAAUGAUAAUAACCCAAAAUUCCAGGCCGAAAAUAUGGAAAUAAAAAUUAACGAAAUGGCUGUGCCUGGCACACGUUAUCCACUCCCAGAGGCUGUUGACCCAGAUGUGGGCUUGAAUUCCCUGCAGAGCUACCAGCUCAGCCCCAAUCACCACUUCUCCCUGGACGUGCAAACUGGGGAGGACGGAACUAUAAGCCCUGAGUUGGUGCUAGAGCACGGCCUGGACCGGGAGGAAGAGGCUGCUCACAACUUGGUGCUCAUCGCCUCGGAUGGAGGGGAACCUCGUCGCUCCAGCUCAGUGCACAUCAAAGUGACAGUGCUGGAUGUGAAUGACAAUGCCCCGGUGUUUGCUCAACCGAUUUACCGAGUGACAGUCCCAGAGAAUGUGCCCCCUGGCACCCUACUGCUUACUGUAAGAGCUAGUGACCUGGAUGAGGGAGCCAAUGGAGAAGUGGCAUAUAAAUUCUGGAAAAUUAGUGAAAAACAAUCUCCGUUAUUCCACCUUAAUGAAAACACUGGAGAAAUAUCAACAGCAAAGACUCUAGAUUAUGAAGAAUGUGCACUUUAUGAAAUGGAAAUACAUGCUGAAGAUGUGGGGGCUCUUAUGGGGAAGACCAAAGUGCUCAUUUCAGUGGAAGACAGAAAUGACAAUAGACCUGAAGUGACUGUUACAUCUUUGUUUAGCCCAGUCUUGGAAAAUACUCUUCCUGGAACAGUAAUUGCCUUCUUAAAUGUGCAUGACCGAGACUCUGGGGAAAAUGGUCAAGUUGUCUGUUACAUACAUGACAAUUUGCCUUUUCAACUAGAAAAGUCAAUAGAUAACUAUUAUAAAUUAGUGACAUGGAAAUAUUUGGACCGAGAAAAGAUCUCCAUGUACAACAUCACAGUGAUGGCCUCAGACCUAGGAACCCCACCUUUAUCUACUGAAACUCAUAUCAUUCUGCAAGUGGCAGACACCAAUGACAAUACACCCGCUUUCUCUCAUGCCUCCUACUCAGCCUAUAUUUCAGAGAACAACCCUAGAGGAGCUUCCAUCUUCUCUGUGACUGCACACGAUCCUGACAGUGGCAAGAAUGCCCAGAUCACUUAUUCCCUGAUGGAGGACACUACCAUGGGGGCACCUCUCUCCUCUUACAUCUCCAUCAACUCUGACACUGGUGUGCUGUAUGCACUGUGUUCCUUCGACUAUGAGCAGAUCAGAGACUUACAGCUACUGGUGAUUGCCAGGGACAAUGGAGAACCUCCACUCAGUAGCAAUGUGUCUGUGAGUCUGUUCAUUCUCGACCAGAAUGAUAACAUGCCUGAAAUUCUGUACCCCUCACUCCCCACUGAUGGUUCCACUGGUGUGGAGCUGGCACCCCGCUCUGCAGAGCCUGGCUACCUGGUGACCAAGGUGGUGGCAGUGGACAGAGACUCAGGCCAGAACGCCUGGCUGUCCUACCGCCUGCUCAAGGCCAGUGAGCCAGGGCUCUUUGUGGUGGGGCUGCACACAGGCGAGGUGCACACUGCGCGUGCCCUGCUGGACAGAGAUGCGCUCAAGCAGAGCCUGGUGAUAGCAGUCCAGGACCAUGGCCAGCCCUCUCUCUCAGCCACUGUCACCCUCACUGUGGCCGUGGCAGACAGCAUCCCAGAUGUCUUAGCUGACCUGGGCAACACCAAGAACCCCACCAACUCUGAUGAUUCAGACCUCACAUUGUACCUGGUAGUGGCUGUGGCCAUUGUCUCCUGUGUCUUCCUUGCAUUUGUGAUUGUGCUUCUGGUGCUCAGACUGUGGAGAUGGCACAAGUCUAGUCUGCUUCAGCCUUCAGGCAGAGGGUUGGUGAGCCUGCCAGCCUCAAGCUUUGUGGGUGUGGAAGGAGUACAGGCGUUCCUGCAGACCUACUCCCACGAGGUCUCUCUCACUGCAGACUCAGGGAAGAGUCAUCUGAUAUUCCCACAGCCCAAUUAUGCUGACACACUCAUAAGCCAGGAGAGCUGUGAGAAAAACAGUUCUUUAUUAACAUCCAUAGAUUUUCAUGAAAGUAAGGAUGAGGCUGCUUCUGUACAGUACUUUCCUUUGUGGAUAAUAACUCUUAAAAAAAAACAAUGACUCCCUCCGGAUGGA
This is a messenger RNA of Artibeus jamaicensis (Jamaican fruit-eating bat), 2517 nucleotides long. Its product is annotated as protocadherin gamma-A8-like. The record is from RefSeq and is a predicted model, not a curated record. Gene Ontology annotation, biological process: homophilic cell-cell adhesion. The transcript has 2 exons. Gene Ontology annotation, molecular function: calcium ion binding. NCBI's taxonomy places the organism in Eukaryota, Metazoa, Chordata, Mammalia, Chiroptera, Phyllostomidae. Bases 1 to 2502 code for a protein of 833 amino acids. Gene Ontology annotation, cellular component: plasma membrane.